AGGCGGAGGGAAGGGAAGGGGCCAGCCCCGAGCAGAGCAACAGGUACCGUCCGCAGGCCCAGGGGCGGCUUCCGCGCCGCCCGGCCCCGGCCUGAGGGGCUGGAGCCGUGGGGGGGGGGGGGUCCGAGGGAACAGAGCCGUCCGCCUGCCGGCUGGAUGGCUAAGAGCUAGCAAGGCACAGUCAGGACCAUGAUGGCUCAGUUUCCCACAGCCAUGAAUGGAGGACCAAACAUGUGGGCUAUCACCUCUGAAGAGCGAGCAAAGCAUGACAAGCAGUUUGAGAGCCUUAAACCCAUAGGAGGAUAUAUUACAGGUGAUCAAGCACGUACCUUUUUCUUGCAGUCAGGUCUACCAUCAUCAGUCCUAGCUGAAAUAUGGGCUCUUGCAGACCUGAACAAAGAUGGGAAGAUGGAUCAGCAGGAAUUCUCCAUAGCUAUGAAACUCAUCAAACUAAAAUUACAAGGUCAACACUUGCCUGUGGUCCUCCCACUUAUCAUGAAGCAACCUCCAGUAUUUUCUCCUUUAAUUUCUGCUCGCUUUGGAAUGGGUAGUAUGCCAAAUCUUUCCAUCCCAACGUCUGUGCCUACAAUCGCAUCUUUAGGUCCCAUGUCAUCAUUGACCUCAGUGACUUCGAUUCCUCCCUUGAUUAUCUCUGCUCCCCUGAUGCCUUCUAUCAGUACAUCAUCAUUGCCAAAUGGAACAUCCAGUCUCCUUCAGCCUUUACCUAUGUCUUUCUCUUCAACAUUGCCUCAUCCUGGUUCUUUCAGUCCCAUGGCAGGAGGGUUUGGUGGUACUAAUAUACAGAAGGCACAGUCUCUGAUCGAUUUAGGAUCUAGUAGUUCAAAUUCUUCCUCCACCACUUCACUAACUGGGAAUUCACCUAAGACUGGAUCCUCAGACUGGGCAGUUCCUCAGGCCUCCAGAUUAAAAUACAGGCAGAAAUUUAAUAGUCUUGAUAAAGGCAUGAGUGGAUACCUAUCAGGAUUUCAAGCAAGGAAUGCCCUUCUGCAGUCAAACCUUUCUCAGACUCAGCUGGCUACCAUUUGGUCGCUAUCUGACGUUGAUGGAGAUGGACAGCUGAAAGCUGAUGAGUUUGUGUUAGCCAUGCAUCUAACUGAUAUGGCCAAAGCUGGGAAGCCUCUGCCAUUGACCCUGCCUCCUGAAUUGGUACCUCCUCCUUUCAGAGGUGUAAAAUAUGCUGAAAAUGUUAAUGGAACUCUGCCAUCUUGCCAGCGAAUGCAAGAAGAGGAGCCCCAGAAAAAACAGCCAGUUACAUUUGAGGACAAGAGAAAAGCAAACUAUGAGAAAGGAAACAUGGAACUGGAGAAACGGCGUCAAGUCCUACUGGAACAGCAGCAGAGAGAGGCGGAACGUAAGGCUCAGAAAGAAAGAGAAGAACAGGAGCGAAGAGAGAGGGAGCUGCAGGAGCAGGAGCGGAAAAAGCAGCUUGAACUGGAAAGGCAGUUGGAGAAACAACGAGAGCUGGAAAGACAAAGGGAGGAAGAAAGGAGAAAAGAAAUAGAACGGCGGGAGGCAGCAAAGCAGGAACUCGAGCGCCAGCGACGGCUGGAAUGGGAGAGAAUUCGUCGUCAAGAUCUUCUUAAUCAGAGAAACAGAGAACAAGAAGAAAUUGUCAAGUUGACCUCUAAAAAGAAGAGCCUUAAUCUUGAAUUAGAAGCCCUGAGUGGCAAACAUCAGCAGAUCACAGGCAGACUGCAAGAUGUUCGAAGCAGAAAACAAAUUCAGAAAAGGGAGCUGGAAGCUCUAGAUAAAAAAUGCGAUUUGGGAAUUGUAGAAAUCAAACAGCUACAACAACAACUUCAGGAAUAUCAGAACAAACUAGUCCAUUUAAUUCCUGAAAAGCAGUUAUUAAAUGAGAGAAUAAAACACAUGCAGCUGGACAACACUCCUAAUACAGGAAUCAGUUCAGUGAACAAGAAAUUCCUAGAAAAGGAAGAAUUAUGCCAAAGACUUCGGGAGCAAUUAAAUGCCCUAGAAAAGGAAACUGCUUCCAAACUCUCUGAAAUGGAUACAUUUAACAAUCAGCUCAAGUGUGAGAAUAUGGAUGAUUCUGUUCUUCAGUGCCUUUUGUCUCUGCUAAGCUGUCUCAACAACCUCUUCCUCUUACUUAAGGAGCUGAGAGAAAGCUACAACACACAGCACUUAGCCCUUGAGCAACUUCACAGGAUCAAACAAGAGAAAAUAAGAGCUGUAGAAAGGAAAAGAGCUGAGCUUGCACAAAAAAAGCGACUGGAGGAUGAGGCUGCAAGGAAAGCAAAACAGGAGAAGGAGAACUUAUGGCAGGAAAAUGUCCGAAAGGAAGAGGAGGAGAAAAAAAAGCGAUUACAGGAAGAGCGAAUACAGGAAAAAAUCCAUGAAGAAAAACAAAAAGCUGAGGAGGCAGCUGCCCAGGUGAGAGAGAGGGAGUUCCAGUUGCAAAAAUUGGCUGAGGAGAAACAGGAGGAGGAAAGGAACAAGCUAGCUGAGAUUCAGAGAGAAACAGAAAAACAAAGGCAGAGACAACUGGAAGAAGACAAAAGGAAGCAAGAACAGAUUGCAAAAGAAGCUGAGGAGAGGCGUAAACAGCAUGGAGAAGAGAAGAGAAGAAAAGAUACAGCCAACCUGCAAGAGUCAGAGAAACACACUUCAAAAUUAAACUUAAAUGAGAAAUUUGCAGACUUGUUGAAACAGACUGAGGGUAGAAAUCUUAAGUCUACGUGGAGAAGUGAAGGUAAUGUAGUUAGUGCCUCAGAAUCUAGGAAUUCAGCUGCCUUGGUGAAUUACAGAGCUUUAUAUUCAUUCAAAGCAAGGAAUCAUGAUGAGAUGAGUUUUAAUUCUGGGGAUGUAAUUCAGGUUGAUGAGAAAACCGUGGGAGAGCCUGGUUGGCUAUAUGGGAGCUUUCAAGGUCAUUUUGGCUGGUUUCCAUGCAACUAUGUAGAAAAAAUACCAGAAAGUGAAAAAGCUUUAUCUCCUAAAAAGGCCUUACUUCCUCCUACAGUAUUUUUGUCUACUACCUCAGCUCCUCCAGAACCACUUUCACCAAGUAGAUCAGUAGAAGACACUGAUUACCAAAAUGUACCUUUCUCAAGCCUAACUGUUAACACAACAUGGCAGAAAAAAUCCGCUUUUACUCGUACUGUGUCCCCAGGAUCUGUUUCUCCUGUUCAUGGACAGGGACAAGCUGUGGAGAAUUUAAAAGCACAGGCACUUUGCUCCUGGACUGCAAAAAAAGAUAACCACUUGAACUUUUCAAAAAACGAUAUAAUUACUGUGCUGGAGAAGCAGGAAAACUGGUGGUUUGGAGAGGUGCAUGGAGGAAGGGGAUGGUUUCCUAAAUCCUAUGUCAAGAUCUUGCCUGGAAGUGAAAACAAACGAGAGGAACCCGAAACUAUUUAUGCAGCUGUAAACAAGAAGCCUAGUACACCAUCUUAUACAAUUGGAGAGGAGUAUGUUGCACUCUAUUCCUAUACAAGCUCUGAACCUGGUGAUUUGACUUUUGCUGAAGGAGAAGAAAUACUAGUCACUCAGAAAGAUGGAGAAUGGUGGACAGGAAGCAUUGCUGACAGAAUUGGAAUCUUUCCAUCAAACUAUGUCAAACCUAAGGAUCAAGAUGGUUCUGGUACUGCUGGCAGAACUGGGACACUAAAUAAGAAACCUGAGAUUGCCCAGGUGAUUACAGCAUAUGCUGCAUCAGGGACAGAACAGCUUAGUCUGGCUCCAGGACAGCUGAUACUUAUUCUGAAGAAAAACCCUAGUGGAUGGUGGCAAGGAGAGUUACAGGCAAGAGGGAAAAAGAGGCAGAAAGGAUGGUUUCCUGCCAAUCAUGUUAAAUUGUUAGGUCCAAGCAGUGAGAGAACUACUCCUGCUGCUCUCUCAGUAUGUCAAGUAAUAGCAAUGUAUGAUUAUGCGGCAAACAAUGAAGAUGAGCUCACUUUCUCCAAAGGUCAGAUCAUUAAUGUACUGAGCAAAGAUGAUGCAGAUUGGUGGCAAGGAGAAAUCGGUGGUGUGACAGGUCUCUUUCCUUCAAACUAUGUGAAGAUGACCACAGACUCUGAUCCAAGCCAACAGUGGUGUGCUGAUCUCCAAACUCUUGAUACUAUGCAACCUAUGGAAAGGAAAAGACAGGGCUAUAUUCAUGAGUUGAUCCAGACUGAAGAGAGGUACAUGGACGAUCUUCAGCUUGUCUUAGAGGUUUUCCAGAAACGAAUGGCUGAAUCAGGCUGUCUCACAGAAGAAGAAAUGGGAUUGAUCUUUGUUAACUGGAAGGAGCUCAUAAUGUCUAAUACAAAGUUACUUAAAGCCCUGCGUGUGCGUAAGAAGACAGGAGGAGAAAAAAUGCCGGUGCAGAUGAUUGGGGACAUCCUGGCUGCAGAGCUCUCUCACAUGCAGGCCUACAUCAGAUUUUGCAGUUGCCAGCUCAAUGGAGCUGCAUUGCUGCAACGGAAAACAGAUGAAGAAACAGAGUUCAAAGACUUCUUAAAGAAACUAGCCUCUGACCCUCGCUGUAAAGGAAUGCCACUCUCCAGCUUCCUGCUGAAACCUAUGCAGAGAAUUACACGCUACCCUCUGCUCAUAAAGAGUAUUCUGGAGAAUACCCCGGAAAACCACCCAGAUCACAGUAAUCUCAAGCUUGCCUUGGAACGUGCAGAGGAGCUGUGUUCUCAAGUUAAUGAAGGCGUGCGUGAGAAAGAGAACUCAGACAGGCUGGAGUGGAUUCAGUCCCAUGUACAGUGUGAAGGACUUGCUGAGCAACCGAUUUUCAACUCCAUUACAAACUGCCUGGGUCCCCGAAAGCUCCUGCACAGCGGCAAGCUCUACAAAACAAAGAGCAAUAAGGAACUAUAUGGCUUCCUCUUCAAUGACUUCCUGCUCCUUACCUACAUGGUCAAGCAGUUUGUUUCUUCAGGGUCAGAUAAACUGUUCAGCCCCAAGUCCCACUCUCAGUUCAAAAUGUAUAAAAUGCCUGUUUUCCUUAAUGAAGUCUUAGUGAAAUUGCCAACCGACCCUUCGAGUGAUGAGCCAGUUUUCCAUAUCUCUCACAUUGACAGAGUCUACACGCUAAAAACAGACAAUAUUAAUGAGAGGACAGCCUGGGUCCAGAAGAUCAAAGGAGCAUCAGAGCAGUAUAUCGAAACCGAGAAGAAGAAACGGGAAAAAGCUUAUCAAGCACGCUCACAGAAGAGCUCAGGGAUAGGACGCUUGAUGGUACAUGUGAUUGAAGCUACAGAGUUGAAAGCCUGUAAACCUAAUGGGAAAAGCAAUCCGUAUUGUGAAAUCAGCAUGGGGUCGCAGAGCUAUUCCACCAGGACGCUGCAGGACACUUUGAACCCUAGGUGGAACUUCAAUUGUCAGUUCUUCAUUAAGGACCUUUAUCAGGAUGUGCUGUGUAUCACCAUGUUUGACCGGGAUCAGUUCUCACCUGAUGAUUUCUUGGGUCGCACUGAAGUUCCAGUAGCAAAAAUCAGAACAGAACAGGAGAGCAAGGGACCUACAACUAAACGUUUACUGCUGCAUGAGGUUCCAACAGGGGAGGUUUGGGUCCGCUUUGAUUUGCAGCUCUUUGAGCAGAAAACACUCCUUUAAGAAAACAUUUUUAUUUUAAAAGACAAAGCUGACAGCUUGGCCACCUCCACCAGAGCUGAAAGCAUUUUACAACUCAUUCAUCACCCCAAGCCAGUUACUGAGCAAGAAUUCCUGUUGCAUCAUCACUCUUCCUAAUUAUCCGUUGUAUAUGAUUUCUUUGCUGAGUCUUAAAUUGCUGGUGGUCUAUGCAAAUGCAAAAUUUACUGUAUAUAAGAUACUGUAGCUCAGUGCCUUUUUGUUGAUUAAUAUUGACAUUUUUGUUGUGUGCAGAUGCCAAUGUUUCCAUUUUCAGGGCCAUAAAAAGUAUUAAAUAGUAUAUUGGCAUCAAAAUGUAUGUGUAUAUAUAAUGUUACCACUUAGUCUAACAUAUAGACUGAGGAAUGGUUUAGUUGAAGGCUAGAAUCAUUCCAUUUGAAAUCUGAAAAGUGAUAUCCACUGGAAUAUUCCCUUCUCAGGGUGUUAAUUAUAGGGAUUAAAUGCUGAAGCCUUCGCACUUGUAGAGGCUCUAAAAUGCUGUAUGUUCUUU
This is a messenger RNA of Dermochelys coriacea (leatherback sea turtle), 6109 nucleotides long. RefSeq names its product intersectin 2 (gene ITSN2). Gene Ontology annotation, cellular component: clathrin-coated pit; presynaptic membrane; plasma membrane. The record is from RefSeq and is a predicted model, not a curated record. Gene Ontology annotation, molecular function: calcium ion binding; protein binding; molecular adaptor activity. The coding region runs from base 190 to 5583 and encodes 1797 amino acids. The transcript has 40 exons. NCBI's taxonomy places the organism in Eukaryota, Metazoa, Chordata, Testudines, Dermochelyidae. Gene Ontology annotation, biological process: clathrin-dependent synaptic vesicle endocytosis; positive regulation of Rho protein signal transduction; endosomal transport.